Eriocheir sinensis (Chinese mitten crab) is the source of this 1949-nucleotide messenger RNA. Its product is annotated as caprin-2-like. The record is from RefSeq and is a predicted model, not a curated record. The coding region runs from base 571 to 1086 and encodes 171 amino acids. NCBI's taxonomy places the organism in Eukaryota, Metazoa, Arthropoda, Malacostraca, Decapoda, Varunidae. Gene Ontology annotation, molecular function: protein binding. The transcript has 5 exons.
CUAAAGCACAGGUCCCUCAAAUAACCACUCCUUUAACGAAUUUCCAGACCAAAGAAGACGAUGAGUAAAAAAUAUAUAUAAAACUUCAGUGUAUUUCUUGGUAGGUUCUUGAGGUGAGCUAAUACUCGUCGCUUUAGGGAUACCAGGCCACAAAAAACGACCAUAAAAGCAGACCGAGGAACGCCAGCCACGCCAAAGGUUCACCCUGUGCCGUGGGGCGGGGGGAAGGGCUGCGCUGAGGUGCCUUGAGCCUCGGGGAGCAAGGUUGGGCGCGGCAGUAAGUGCUCCCUCCCCAACAUCUUGCCCCCGCUGCCCAGGGCGAAACAGUGACGUCACAAAACCGGGCAGGGAAGGCGGGGGCAGGUAUAUAACCAGGCGACGCGAGGUGGGAAAGGCCAGUCGGUGCGCGAAGAGAAAACUCAAGCAAAUUAGGGUCAGGUGCGAGAAGCCGAUAUGGAGACCUGAACGCAAGGAGAUUCUGUGACACAAGACGCGUGGUAAUGAGACGUAAACCUCGUGUGGGCGUGUGUGUGUGUGUGUGUGUGUGUGCGGCGGGCGUGGUGCUGACAGAUGUGGGAGCGAGGCGUGCUGGUGUGUGUGGUGCUGACGGCGGCGGUGGUGGCGGGGCAGGGGGAUCGCCACGCCGCACCCCGCCCCGCGCCGCGCCACCACGACCCGUUAGCUCUGUGCUCCGGCGGGUUCAGCGUCCGAAAGGCAGACCCAUCCACCACCACCGCCAACUCAACGCCAACCAAGGUGAAUUUCGAGGAGGUGCUGACUAAUCUAGGCGGAUGGUCAGUCAGCGAGAGUGACUUCCAGGCCCCGUGCGCCGGCGCCUACUUCUUCACCUUCCACGCCUUGUCCAGGAACCAGGGCGACUUCACGCUGGCGCUCAUGAAGGAGGACAACUACCAGGUCACGGCGUACGGCAGCUCCUUCGACUACCAGCAAGGCUCCAACUCGGCGCUGCUCUUCCUCAACGCGGGCGAAAGAGUGUAUCUGGAGCUGCAGGACGGGAGCCUCUACGAGCACCCCUACGAGGAGGCCUACACAACCUUCUCUGGCUUCCUCGUUGAACAGUUUUAGGGAUAGGAGUUAAAACGCCUCAAGGAAACGCAGGUAAUUCCAUUCAUGCCUACACCAUGUACCUUCUCAGGAUUCCUUGUUGAGCAAAUUUAGUGACAAGGACCGAAUGCAAUAAGUGCCCUCAAAAAUACUGUUCCUGUGAAGAGAACAGGAGCUGCCCAAAGAGAUCAUCAGAUCAAGUUUCUGAGGUGUCUUAUUCACACUAUGAAAUAGUUUAAGUCUUAGGAAAUAGAUGAUUCGAUCCAUGGUUCAUUUAUGAAAACAUGUGCCAGUUUUUAUUUUAUAUAUGAAUCUAUAACCUUACGGGAAGGUCUACACAACCGUCUCCGGCUUCCUGAUUGAGCAGUUUUGGUGGAUGGAGGUGAGUCGCUUCAAGAAAAUGUACACCAUUCUAUUUGUUGUUUAUUUAUGACUAUGCGUGUCUCUUUUGUUUGUGUUGUUGUUGUUCAAAGAUUGCUCUCUCUUUAGAGAGGGCGAUCAAGGGCCUUUGCCAAUGGCGGCCCGUAGCAAGGUGUCAACAGACCGACUCUAUCGGCUGACGUCAGCCGAGCCGAAAAAGUCGGUCUGUCGACGAGGACUGACAUGUUUUUGUUGUCUGUGUUAUUUAUGCCUGUAUAUGUGUACUUAAUUCUCCAUUCAUUCACGUGUUCACAUUCUCAUACAUUUUUUUACCAUCGAACAGCAUCAUUAAAAAAAUGCUUACAUAAUCCUCAGCAAACACACACACACACACACACACGCUAAUUAACACUCAAGUCCCCACACAAGCUCGUUCCACCAGGAUCCAGAACACUACGCGCACACGCAAAACUCACCCAUGUAAACCUCGACCGUCUCUUAUGCAAUAAAUAUUUGAAACGUGA